Perca fluviatilis (European perch) is the source of this 5754-nucleotide messenger RNA. It is a transcript of the gene midn, whose product is annotated as midnolin. Bases 799 to 2475 code for a protein of 558 amino acids. NCBI's taxonomy places the organism in Eukaryota, Metazoa, Chordata, Actinopteri, Perciformes, Percidae. The transcript has 8 exons. The record is from RefSeq and is a predicted model, not a curated record. Gene Ontology annotation, cellular component: nucleus. Gene Ontology annotation, molecular function: protein binding.
CGAGAAGAGUCUGUUAAGAGGUUCUCACCUUCCCGGCUGUGCUCUCAUUACCAAGAAAGACGCCGGUGUACUAGCAACACGCCGAGGCAUCUUUUAGGACACAGCUGCAGCUCCUCCUUAUUGGUCAGGAGGAUCGCGGUCUGGUGCGUAGCCUAUAACAUAACGUCGCGCGCUGGACACACACGAGCCUGCCGAAGAAUUCGCUGAGAAAAACCUUGUGGAUAUUUCAGUUGUUUGGAGAUUUAUCACUGUUUGGGUUUAUUUUACAUGCCAAAGCUGGGGGAACAGACUGGAACACAACACACUUUUGAGCGAAGCUUGAAAGUUUUCGCCACAAUAAUUGUUUUUGUUUUAAAGGUAACCGCCUGCGUAAAUGAGCGUCCAUGGCAUGUUUCGCUGACAACACAGCCUACUUGCGUUUCUGCCUGGCAUUUACCCAUCUAUGUAGCAUAUAGGAAGACUUUUGCUGCACGUCGGAAAGGGCAACAAAGAAAAAGAUCAAACAAAGAGAAAAGCGAGCCAUAUGUAGUGGACUUUCCUCUGGGAAUAUUCUCAUGAUAUCGACUGGAGAGAAGACGGACUGGCGGGUUUUAUUCUGACUCUCUGAGAGCGAGUAAAAGAAAGAAAGAAAGAAAGAGAGAGAGAGGGAGAUAAAGCUCUUUGAAUGCUGCCUUUAAUCUGCAAGCAGAACAAGCAGCGGUAGCCGAAGCGGCGGACCUGCUUCACCAUCCUCCUCGCCCGCUUCAUCCCCGGCUCUGCUCGUCUUGUCUCCCCACUUCUCUGACCACAGGUUAUCGGAUGGACCAGCACCCCAGCGCCCGGAGCUGCACCAGUCGCGGGGCUUCGUCCUGCGAGGCCGUCCCGACUGAGCCCUCCAUGAAUCUGUACAUCCACUCCACCACCGGCACACGCUUCGAGCUCUCCCUGCCCCAGGAGGAGACCGUGGACGGACUGAAGAGGAGGCUGUCGCAGAGACUCAAAGUACCAAGAGAGAGACUCGCUCUGCUGCACAAAGAAACGCGACUAAGUUCAGGCAAACUCCAGGAUCUAGGCAUCUCUGAUGGGAGCAAGUUAACACUUGUACCAACAGUUGAAGCAGGAUUAAUGUCUCAAGCAUCAAGACCCGAACAGUCAGUAAUGCAAGCCUUGGAGAGUCUAACUGAAACUCAGGUCAGUGACUUCCUGUCCGGCCGCUCCCCCCUCACCCUGGCGCUGCGUGUCGGUGAUCACAUGAUGUUCGUCCAGCUGCAGUUGGCGGCGCAGCAGUCCGGCGGUCCCCAGCUCCAGCACAGGCACCUCAUCACCCGGGGCAACGCAGAGACCCCAUUGGGACAGCCCACGGGGCAGCCCCGUGUCCCCCACCCUCACCCUCACCCUCACCCGCACUCCCACCACCACCCCCAUCAUCCACACAGUCACCCCAGCCCCCACUUGUCCCAGCCUCACCUGGUCCCUUCCUCCCCCUCUCCCCCAGGCUCCCCUUCCUUCCCCCUGCCAACCACGCACCACCAGCCGCUCCCUCCCAUGUACCACCAGUCGCCCUCCUCCGCUCACUGUAGCCCCCCUACUCCUCCACCCCACUCCCCUCGCCCGUCCCACAUCCCUGGAGGGCCUUUCCGCUCUCCAGCCCAUCACCACCAUCACAACCACCACUACCACCAGCCUUCCUCAAGCCAACCCAGCCACGACAUCGGCCAGGCCAGCCCUGUAGCCCCGGUCCUCUGCCCUGAAGCUAACUGCAGCCCCAACAGCCCCAACAGCCCCAACAGCCCCAACAGCCCCAACAGCCCCAACAGUGGCAGCGGUCCCUCAACACGCUCCCGCAAACCUGGCGCCAUCAUCGAGAGCUUCGUCAACCACGCUCCCGGAGUCUUCUCAGGGACCUUUUCAGGCACUUUGCACCCUAACUGCCAGGACAGCACUGGGCGUCCCAGACGAGAUAUCGGUACCAUCCUGCAGAUCCUCAACGACCUCUUGAGCGCCACACGCCACUACCAGGGCAUGCCCCCCUCCCUCACCCAGCUCCGCUACCAGACCCAGUGUGGUUCACCCACCUCCCCGUCCCCCUCGCCGCCUCCUUCGCCCCAGGUUGCUGGCAUUGGCCUCUCUGCCAAAGCUACCUCUGUGCCCGCCAGCAGCCCUAGCAGCCCUGCGCCGACUCUUCAUCCGCUGGUGCAGUGCCAGAGUCAGAUCCGCAUGUGCAAACCCCCUGGUGACCGUGUUCGUCAGACCGAGAACCGCGCAACGCGCUGCAAGGUGGAGCGCCUGCAGCUGUUGAUGCAGCAGAAGCGUCUGCGCAGGAAGGCCAGACGGGACCAGCGCGCUCCCUAUCAGUGGCUGCCCAACCGGAAGGCCGGGCGCAGCAACAGCAACAGCAGCAUGUCCAGCGAGGGCUCCCUGGACCUGGACUUUGACGACUCGGUGUGGAAGCCCGACGUUAAGGCAGACUUGAAGUCUGAGUUCGUCAUGGCCUGAAAGCGCCAGAUCCCGCACGCUGGGGAAUAGAGUCAAAGAUGUGCAAAGCAUCGCUCGGGAUUUACUUAGAGAUAUAUAUUUGAGGGAGUGGAUUGGCAGGAGGUGACCCAGAACUGUGCAAAGGUGUCUUUUGUGCAAAGAGGAAAUCAAAGUUGUCCUUGUGGCUGGCAUCUGUCACAUUAAAAACAUAAAGCUCCCUGCAGACUUUAAAUCCCAUCCGGUCCUUCACAGUUGACCUUGUGGAAAAAUGGCAACAAUAGCAAGAGGACUUUCUUUUGAUGCUUGGAUUUGGACAGGCAACAGCUAGACUUAACAGUGUACAAGACUUUUAACGGUGCGGUUACAGAGGCCGUACCUGAACUUGAGCAUAGCAGAAUUAAAUUGGUGGUGGUGGCGGUGGUGGUGGUGGUGGUGUUUUCAGAUAUUUAGUUUUUUUUUCUAAAAUUCUUUUUAAAGGGCACUCUGGACAGCAAUGAAGAGAUCCACACUGGACUUAUUAACAGGACAGGAGCACCGGAGGCCUCAGUGUUUCCUAUUCACAAGAAUGGCACAACUGCCGAACUAUGGAUUAUUCCAACGGGCAUUCUUAUCGAUCUCAAAACUCACCAACCAGAGUCUAGUUUUUACCUGUUGCGGGGUAGUUAAACUUAUAUAUAUAUAUUCUUUUCUUUUUUUUCACUUUUUUUUUUGUUUCUUUCAUUUUGAAACAUAUUAUUCUAUUUUCUAAACAAAAAAUAUGUAGCAUUGUUCACAAAGCAUUCAGGUUUUCAUAUAACAGUUCAAAGUAGUUGUUGAUUUGCACAUUUUCUUGAUUUGUAACAGCUGGUCAAAGUGUGCAAGAAGGAGGAGGUGGGGCCUGAAAUGGAAUAGAAAAUGAAUAUGGAAGUAUUGAUAUCAACCUCAGUGACAUUAGGGUAUCGAUAGGAACGAUUAACGAGUAAACAAAAUGAAUUAAUAUGAACAGAAAGUGCUUUAGAGGAAAAUCUUUAAAAUGUAUAUGGGGGGGAAAAAAACAAAUCUAUUUUUUAUCUCUCUUCCUAUCUGCUGUUUUCAAAAAACGGCAGCCCCCCCCACUGCGGCUGCAUUCAGGUUGUUAACUACCAACAAAUGCGUGCAUCCAUUCCCAAUCAUUCAUUAGCUCGUUCGUGAAUUGUAGUCGUCUAAGCCACAACAGAUGAUACAGAAAGAUAAAUUUCAUCCAGCCCACCUCAUGUCUUUCACACCUGAAUGGACUUGUGGAGGGUUUGUAUUAGUUUGUGUACAUAAAUGUGACAAUUGGCAAACGUUUAUAAGGGUGCGCGUGUAUGUUUUGACUUAAGCGUAAAUUGAUUUAGAAAUACCCCAUGUUUUCGUCCGAGUCGUUUUCUCCCAAAUAACACCAUCGUUUCUUAAAAAUCACGAAGAUCAGCUGCAGUGAAUGCAUGGGUCACUACUUUACAUCCCAACAGGAUAAAACAUCCCAACAGGAUAAAACAUAGAAAUCCUCAUAAUAAUAAUAAUUACGCUAUUUUUUAUUGGCAAAAGAGGGAGGAGUGGGAUCUGUAUCCAGCAUCAUUAUCUAGUGCCUCCACCAGUACAUCCGUUGACAUAUCAGGUUAGGCCUUUCACAGUUUUGCUGCUACACAUGGGCACUUCAAAUGGGGGGGGGGGAAAAAAUAAAAAUAAAAAAUAGUGACUUUUUCUUUGCAUGCAGAAGUGUGAAUUACACUGAUCUUUUUUCUAUUGAUGGAAGAAAAAAAUAAAUAAGAAACUGGUGCUGUGGGAAUGAAGGUUACCAACAUGCAUGAAUUUGUGAAGAAAAUAAACAAUGCUGCUUUUGUUGGUUAGGUUUUUUGUAAUUUUUGAAUUUCUUUCAAAUGUUAGAACAACGGUGUCCUGCUAAAGUAUUACGACGCAGAGCCAAAACAGAUGAAGUUAAGUGUGGACUCGCGUCUUGCUCAGCACUGAACAUUCCUGUUGUGUGACAAUGAAGAUGAUGGUGGGCAAAGAGCAACAGACUCUCUCUCUCUCUCUCUCUCUCUCUCUCUCUGCUCCCCGAGCGCUGGUUUUACCCCUCCUCCCCUCCCUCCCCGUGACUCUGAAGGACCCAGACAGCCCUCCUUUAGCCACCUCCCCUCCUUCCAGCCUGAACGCCAACCCAGGCUCGUGUGGACAAACUCUGGCAGGGAACUAACAGACCAGCGGAUUACAGUACUGUCCGUCAAGCGUCUGGUGUGUCUCUUUAUCUGUCUGUCUGUCUGACCGAUCGACCACCCUACUACCACAAUUGCACUCCCAGAGAUUGCAGUGAGAGAUUACCUUUUUUUGGUGAACCUCAUCUUUUUUUUUUUUUUUUUUUUUUUAAGUGGCCUUACCUUUCACUAAAAAAAAAAAAAAUGAGACACUUGGGGACAGACUGUUUUUUCUUUUUUGGGAUUUUUGAAACUUUCUGUGUGCAUCGUUGUCGGACUUGUUGUCAUCAAGGCGCCAUUUUUUGUCACUGAGGACACUGGGCAUCUGUUGUUUAGUGCUUUUAGCUGGUGGAGUCUCUAUUAUGUCAAGGCUUCUGUGCCUUAAAAAUGUUGCCCUUGCUGUGUCAGUGUAAGAUUUAAGCUUGUUUUCGUUGGUUGAUACACAGGACUGUAGUACUCGCAGCCAUGAGAGUCGUAGAUUUUAGGGGUGAAGCUUGUUUGAGUGAAUCCGAUACUAUUCAAAAAGUUAGUGUUGUGCCUCAAACACUGUCUUUGUCCCAUUUCUUCGUUGUGUUGCCAUGCUUGUUGGUCUCCGUUGUCCGCACCUCACGUCCCUUUUUUUUUCAAUUUUUUUACACAGUCCUCCCACCAACAAGCUGCAAAAAGCUACUAAUCUGUGUUAACUUAUGUUAACUGAGGAAGUUUAAAUCGCAGUACUUAGAUGGCAAGAAACAGCCUGAAUAAGAAAGGUCCUCUGAGGACUCCAGACUACACGCACUUCCUGCUUCCUCGGAUACAACAUUAUUAAAGGACAAUUCAUCCCCUGCCCUUCCCAAAUUUUUUAUUUAAUUUUGUUUUGUAUAUGUAUGAACUAUACUCUGUGUGUGCCUCACUUCUGUGUGAAACUCAAAAAGAUGAAACAAAACAAAAAAGAUGACAAAAGCAUUACAGAGAGGAGGAUAUGUUGGUGGAAUUCUGAUCAUUUACGUUGCCUGUUCUUUCUUGUAGCCAACUAUUGAAAAUAACAGGAUUCAAGAAUACAAUUUACAAUGUUCUAGCUCUAGACCGGUGUAGCACAUGUGUGACUGUAUUAAUUUAUGAAACCAAA